GACACCAAGCUCAGGGCAUUCCCUGCCUGGGCAGGACACUUGGCUCGCUUUGCGUCAUUCCACAGUCACCAGGAAAACUGGAUCAUGGGUAUGGACCAGAGCCAAGAGAUUGAGGUGCAGGCAGAGGAUUUCCGAGAGCCACGAGCUGAUGCAAGUCCUCAUGGGAACAUGCGAGAUAACCAAGUAGCAAAAGGCACUGGCAGAGUCCAGGCGAGAGCAGUGCAGCCACAGGCAGAACAGCAUGGCAGGGCUCCACGUCCGCUCCCUGCUGGUGACUGGAGCCAACCGAGGCAUCGGCCUGGGGCUCAUCCAGCAUUUCCUGAGGAUGCCAAAACCACCACAGUGGAUCUUUGCAGGCUGUCGGGACCCCAAGGGACAGAGAGCACAGGAGUUACAGAAUUUGGCCUCCAAACACCCCAACAUCAUCAUCAUCCCGCUCGAAGUCGCCGACCCCAGCAGCAUCAAGGCGGCUGCAGCCAAGGUUGGGGAGCACCUGGGGAACUCUGGGCUGAACCUCCUCAUCAACAAUGCUGGAAUUGUGAAGCUGAACACACUUGAUACUGAGACAUUGGAGGACAUGAGAGAGAUUUAUACCACCAACACAAUUGGGCCCCUGCUGAUGGCCCAGGCGUUUCUGCCCUUGCUGAAGAAGGCUGCCCAGGGGAGCCCAGGCUCAGGGCUGAGCUGCAGCAAGGCUGCCAUCGUCAAUAUAUCCAGCAUUGGGGGCUCCAUCGCUUCUUCCUUUGGUUGGGAAUUGAUGCAAGUCACCUCGUACCGCUGCAGCAAGGCUGCUCUGAACAUGCUGAGCAAGUGCCAGUCCCUGGCGUACAAGGAGCACGGCAUCCUCUGCGUCGCUCUCCACCCCGGCUGGGUGCAAACCGACAUGGGCAGCUCUGCUGGACACACGCCCCCUGUGACAGUGGAUGACAGCGUGCAAGGGAUGCUGAAGGUCCUCUCCUCCCUCUCCGAGAAGGACACCGGCGCCUUCCUGGACUGGGAAGGGAAGGUCAUACCCUGGUGAGACACCACUUGAGAAUCCUGGCAGCCAGAAGGGGCCCUGUGCCACUGCUCCUACCUGUCCCACAUCCUCAAUAAACUCCUGCUGA
Molecule: messenger RNA, 1106 nt
Organism: Hirundo rustica (Barn swallow)
Lineage: Eukaryota; Metazoa; Chordata; Aves; Passeriformes; Hirundinidae
Product: C-signal-like
Exons: 6
Coding region: 242-1021 (259 amino acids)
Source: RefSeq, a predicted model, not a curated record